Cyprinus carpio (common carp) is the source of this 2280-nucleotide messenger RNA. Its product is annotated as receptor activity-modifying protein 3-like. Gene Ontology annotation, molecular function: coreceptor activity. Gene Ontology annotation, cellular component: cell surface; membrane; signaling receptor complex. The record is from RefSeq and is a predicted model, not a curated record. NCBI's taxonomy places the organism in Eukaryota, Metazoa, Chordata, Actinopteri, Cypriniformes, Cyprinidae. Gene Ontology annotation, biological process: intracellular protein transport; protein localization to plasma membrane; calcium ion transport.
UUAAAUGCUCCAGCCACAGCUAACCCACGUCCAUUUAUUCAUCCAACAGCUCCCUCACUCACUCCAUGUAGUUGACAUUUAUAAUUUGUCUUGCACAAUGCUUUAUCUCUCUGGAUUACUUUUGCUUUUGCUGGAUUCAUCUAUGAUCUGUGGUCAAACGACGCAAGAUAACAGAACAGCAUUUGAAGAUGAGAGGAUAAGAGACAAAAAUGAAAGUGUACAGCAAAAACAGGACAAAUCUUUUAGCACAGCGAGACCCAACGUCACUUAUGAAGACAAUGAGAAUUUUCAGACUCAAGGUUUUCAACACUACAGUCACUGUGAUGAAGAGAUAUUGACGCAUUAUGGUGGACAGUGCAAGGAAAUGUUCCAUGACAGCAUGAGUGAACUGGGCAAGGAGAAUUGGUGUAAUAUGGAGAUGGUGAUAAGAAACUAUAACAAGUUAACUGAGUGUAUUGAGUAUGUAUGUAGUUUGGCAACGUGCUUCUACCCUAAUCCUGUGGUGGAGCAGCUGUUCGUGAGGAUACACCGGCAGUACUUCAGUUCUUGUAACAAUGAAGAGGAUUUAACCGACGCCCCGGCUGGAGUCGUGCUCAUAUCCACACUGCUGCCUAUCCUCCUCAUACCCUUUAUAGUGUACAUUGUGGUCUGGAAGAGUAGUUUAAGGGACUGAGUGCAUUUGCAUUAUCCCAGAUGAGUUAAAGUGAUAGUUCACUUCAAAAAUUAAAAUCCUGUCAUCAUUUACUCACACUCAUGUCUAACACCUGUAAGACUUUCAUUCUUCUAAAAAAGAUGUUUUGAAAUUGUUGUUGUUUGGAUGUUCUUAAAAAUAGUUUUUUUUGUGUGUGUUUUGCAGAACAGAGGAUUGAAAUGAGAUGAGGGUGAGUAAAUGAUGACCCAGUUUUUAGUUUUUGAGUGAGAGGUUGCUUUAAAGUAAACUUUGAAUGUAUAAAGUUCAUGUGGUUCACAAUGAUGUAAUUACUGUACAUAAUACACACGCAGUGGGUGUGUGAUUUUUCAACACACUAAAAUGCACGAUUUGUGAUCAUGAUUUGAAUAUACUGUGGCUUACUGAAAAUACUGAGUGCCCUACAGAUCCUGCUAGACUUUAUUCCGGUGUUGUAUGUCAGUUUACAGCUAUGUUUUUGAAGUUUGAAAAUGCUCAGCAACUUGUUCACACAAACGUAAAUCUAAAAAACAUUAAACAAAAUACUGAAGGCUUGUUUUUAAUUCAUUAUAAGGAUAUUUGUAAUGGCAUGCAUAAUGCCUUAUAAAAACCAUUAUUAUCUGUUGCAUCAUCUCAUGAAACAUAACUGCGGUUAUAAUACAUUACAAUACCUAACAAUAUGUGUUUAUGCCUUUUAAGAGCGCAAUGUUUUUAUAACACACAAUGAACACAUUAUAUCCAAGUUAUAAUGCAUUAUGGUUCCCAUAGUUAUAAUGAAAGUCUUGUAUUUUGACAAUGUUUAAAAUAAUUGAACCUUAGGUUAAAUGUCUUAUAACCACUUCAUAAUAUCUUAUGAUUUUUUAAAAAGGAGAUCAAGCCUUUUUAUUUUAUGAAAAGCAGACAACUGCUAAACAAUUAUUAUUUAUCAUUAUAAACCAUUUCAGUUGUUUACUAGAAAACUUAAUUUGUCGCUUUAUUUUAAGCAGUAACAAAGCACUCAUAAAAUUAGGAAGAUACUGUGCAGAUUCUAAACAACAUCUAAAUAUUACAAAUAUAGGAAUUAUAAUACAUUAUAAGCUAAAAUAACAUGGUGUUCAUUGUGUUAUACAUAAUUAUCAUACUCUUAAAGGUUAUAACCAUAAAUAGACAGUAUUAUAACUGCUGUUAUGACUAUUAUUCAUCAUUAACAUAUUAAUUUAGUGAGCAAUUAUGCAUGCAUUAUGAUAAGACAACAUAACACAUUAAAGGUAUGCUUUUUUCAUGCAUUGGUCAAUUUGUGCUCUUUGGCUUUUCAUAAACAGUUGUUUCAGACUAGUGGACAGAAAAUAUCCAAAAAAGGCUUUAUCCAGUGUUCAGAUUUCUGUUCUUGACAUGUAAGUUUUAUUAGUGCAUAUUUAAUAAGAUAAUGCCUCCUUUGCAUAUUUAAACAUAACUUUCAGAAAACUUGUAGUACUUUUUUUUUUUUUUUUUUUUUUUUUGCAAUUCUUAAUGGAAUCAAAGGGGUAAGUAUGAUCUAUUAGUUAAUUUUUUAACCUAUUCAUCUGGGGUGCCUUGCCUUAAGAAUACACCUGUAAUACAUAAUAAAUAAAGGCUUCAAAGAGAUUGUUCCUAAA